AUGGCGGUCCAACAAGAUGCGUCAAUGGAAGAGAUCCUUUGGCGAUCUCCCCCGCACGUCCAAAUGAUGGGAGGGUUCCUCCAUUCAAACAACAAAUCACCUUUCUUUGAUGCCACCUCGAACAAUGCCUCACUCGUCAUCCAGGCCAACUACAAUGAAGCUUUUCGCCAUUUCGUCGAGACACGAGAAGCCUUUGAGAACCGACUACGGACCAUGCAGGGACUGGAAUUUGUCGUUGCGUACGAUCCAUUGCAAGCCGCCGCGCAGUCUGACACUAAAUUCGCCCACGAGCCCUCGAACAUAUGGGUGAUUCACAAGCAAAUGCGAAGAAAGCGGGCAGGCCAGGAAGAUGAGAUAGUGGUGCUUUCAACCUUUUUUGUGGUGGGAGAUUGCAUCUACAUGGCGCCCUCCGUAGCGAGUGUCGUGGGAAACCGCAUUCUCUCGGCUGUCACAUCUCUUACCAGUCUAUUGAAAACCGCUUCGACAUUGCCUACUUUCACGCCGUCGCACGGACAUACUUAUCUACCGCCGGCCCCGAAGCCAGCAGAUGGCGGCCAACCCGGACUUGCCUCUCAACAGAGCAAGGAGAACACUCCAAUGCCUGACGCAGAGAACUCGGCAAGAGUUCCCCUUGUGGGAUCGCAGACGGGGAACACUGCGUCAACAUUCCAGGAUACGAGGACACUUGCGGAGUCAUUCAAUCUUUUUGUUCGAUACGAAAACGAAUAUAUGGAUGAGAGUCCGUUGGUGGGUGAGCCUGGGUCUUUUAUCAUGUCUAAAUCAACCGAAACCGGGGCAGCGAAGCAGCCACCGAUUCCGGUGCCCAUGAGGACUGAAACACCCGUUGUGAGAGUCGAUACCCCUGGGAAGGUGCCGGAGAAGGUGGGCACUCCGUUGAGUUCCGACGAGAGCAGAUUGAAGAAGAAGAAAGGUCGAGCUGGAAGUUGA
Aspergillus clavatus NRRL 1 is the source of this 948-nucleotide messenger RNA. RefSeq names its product mediator complex subunit MED6 (gene med6). Lineage: Eukaryota; Fungi; Ascomycota; Eurotiomycetes; Eurotiales; Aspergillaceae. The transcript is spliced from 3 exons. The record is from RefSeq and is a predicted model, not a curated record. Gene Ontology annotation, cellular component: mediator complex; core mediator complex. Gene Ontology annotation, molecular function: transcription coactivator activity. Gene Ontology annotation, biological process: regulation of transcription by RNA polymerase II. The coding region runs from base 1 to 948 and encodes 315 amino acids.